GAGGGUCAUAAACUUGUCCAUAAAUUAAAAUAUUAUGAUUUAGCUGCUCUUUCGUUUUGUGGAACAAUAGGCUCAGGUAUCACAAUAAUGGUAGGACUGGCAUUAUUUACUGGUGGACCUGCCACCUUACUUUUAACUUUUAUUUUUGGAGUGGUUACUCUAUACAUUGUACUCUCCUCUCUCUGUGAAAUGGCGACAUAUAUACCUUUACCAGAUGGAUUUGCUGGAUAUGCCUCUAGGUAUGUGGAGCCUGCAUUUGGUUUUGCAGUUGGGUAUACAUUUUUGUUUAAAUAUCUUAUUCUUGGACCAUCUCAGAUGAGCGCUGCCUCAUCUGCAAUUGGCUAUUGGGUUGAUAGAGAUACUGUUAAUCCAGCAGUUUGGAUUACAAUAAUAAUGAUCGCUGACAUUUCAACAAACUAUUUAGCCGUGAAUUCAUAUGCCAUAUUUAUUAGGUUUUUUGCUCUGUUUAAAAUAACUGUUAUUGUUGGAUUAACACUUUUUUCUUUGGUUUUGACAAUUGGAGGUAAUCCGGAACACAAAACAAUCGGUUUUCAGUUUUGGAAUGAUCCAGGUGCUUUUGCUCCAUACAAAACUCUUGAAGGAAGUAAUGGUAAAGCUGCUGCAUUUUUUGCAUCUUUUCAACCCUCUAUUUUUGCUUUAUUUGGCUUUGAGUUAUAUGGAAUUGCACUAGGCGAAACAGAAUCUCCAAUAAGGAAAAAUAUUUAUAGAGCUCACAAUCUUAUAUUUUGGACAAUUGGACCAGUUUAUAUUUUUUUGGUUUUGUUUUUGGGAAUGAUUCUUUCAUAUGAUGAUCCCAAUCUUUAUACUUCAAUUGUUUCCUUUCGGUCUUCUGCUGCUUCUUCUCCUUUUGUGGUUGCGAUUAGAAACGCCGGUAUUCCAGUUCUUCCUCAUAUAAUUAAUGCUUGUAUAUUAAUUUUUGUUUUUACAUCUUCUAAUACGGAAUUAUAUGUUGCUAUAAGGGCGCUCUAUGGGCUAGCGGUUAAUGGAAUGGCACCUAAGGUUUUUUCUCAAACAAACAAGAAGGGUAUUCCUUAUAAUGCUCUUGGGUUUUGUGGCAUGUUUUAUGUUCUUGGUUAUAUGAACUCAACUGAAUCAUCAAAAAAGAUUUAUCAAUAUUUUGUAAAUGUGGUAACUGUUUUUGUAUUGUUGAAUUAUGCUGGCAUUUUGAUAUGUCAUCUUCGAUUUGUUAAAGCAGUAAAAGUGCAGGGUAUUGAAAGAAAAACAGAAAUGUAUUAUACUGCUUUUGGCUCUCCAUAUUCAUCGUAUUUUGCUCUUUCUUUUAUUAUCAUUUUAUUGUUUUUGAAAAACUACUCUGUUUUCUUGGAUUAUGGUCUUGGAUCUCGAUUUGAUUAUCAAACUUUUAUCAGUGCUUACAUUGGCAUUCCAAUAUUUUUUAUUUUAUAUUUUGGAUAUAAGUAUUUUUUCAAAUCUAAGAUUAUAUCUUUUGAAGAAAUGGAUUUAUAUUCUUAUAAAGAUGUGAUUGAUGCUGAGGAAGAG
This is a messenger RNA of Ascoidea rubescens DSM 1968, 1518 nucleotides long. RefSeq lists its product as uncharacterized. The transcript has a single exon. The annotation marks the transcript as partial. Gene Ontology annotation, molecular function: amino acid transmembrane transporter activity. NCBI's taxonomy places the organism in Eukaryota, Fungi, Ascomycota, Saccharomycetes, Ascoideales, Ascoideaceae. Gene Ontology annotation, biological process: amino acid transmembrane transport. Gene Ontology annotation, cellular component: membrane. The record is from RefSeq and is a predicted model, not a curated record.